AUGAUCCGUGACCAGAUAUAUAGGGCCGAGAGGCGGCGGAUUGAAAGGCAAAAGGGUCAUAAUCGUCUUGCAUCGGAGUCAAACUACCCACCAAUUACCAUUACAAACGUCCUUCCCGCACAGACCACGCAGCAGGCUAUCCCAUCAUCGCCACCCUCCUCGGAAGGAAUGUCCACCUCUUCAGCCAGUGCCUCGCGACUAAAUAUAGCAGGCUUUCGUGAUGCCAACGUUCAAGCAUACUGUGAUUGGCAACAAUCACAAGUUGGGCGUGCAUCAUGGAAGGUCGAGUUUCAAAAAGCGUGUGAUGUGGCUCUUGAUGACGGUUUAGACCUGGACCAGAUUGAUGAACUGAGGGACCCUGAAUACUUCAAGAAUCGGGGUGUGAAAUGGGGUAUUGCCCGCCGAUUCGUCAGGGAUAUUCGGUAUUGGGCUGAGAAGCGUAAUUGUAAUGUGGAUGGGUGA
Penicillium samsonianum is the source of this 462-nucleotide messenger RNA. RefSeq lists its product as uncharacterized. Bases 1 to 462 code for a protein of 153 amino acids. The record is from RefSeq and is a predicted model, not a curated record. Lineage: Eukaryota; Fungi; Ascomycota; Eurotiomycetes; Eurotiales; Aspergillaceae. The transcript has a single exon.